AUGUUAUUGAUUCGAACAAUAGCUUUGGCAAAUAUCGUGGCAUUAUCAAGCAGCAUUAUACGCAAUACCGAACAACUCAAUACUGAUAGUAAUCAAGGAAUACCGGUUGAGCAGGUGAAAGAUAUUCGGGAAUCAUUCUUGACUGAUGGCAAACGUGAUGUGGAACAAAUUGAUAGCGCGCAAUUUGAGGAUAUGUCAUGGCGUGCUGCAGUGGAAAUGAAUCGAGCGUCAAAUGACGCAUAUUACUGGGUGCCCGUGAAGGUCUUACGUAUAACUUCAGAAGUAGUAGCUGGCAUCAAAUAUGUCCUUGAUGUUCUUAUCGCACGAUCGAAUUGUACCAAAAAUUCGGUUUCUCAUAAUGAUAUACGAACUGUGGGUUGCAAGAAAACUGCAAGUUAUGAACAGCAAGUAAGUGUUCAACUUGCAUAUUUUCUUUGUUAUUAUAUGCAAAUAACGCGAUUUGAAAUACAUCAAAGGGGAUGGGAAAAUAUUGAAGAAAUAACAAAUAUUGGAUGUGAUACGGAACAUUUGGCCAAUUCCGAACGUCAAAUAGAGCCAAAAAUUGUUACCGAAGGACAUCGACUUCGCAAUAACAUGGACAAAUUAGGCAUUAAAGUUGACAAUCGAUAUUACAGACCAACAAAGACUAUCAUGGAAAAAGACUUUACUUUAUGGAAUUUGUUUGGAAACUUCGUCCAAGAGCACAAUCGUAAAUAUCCCAACAAAAAAGAGUUGUUGAAGAGAUUUCGAAUUUAUAAGCGAAAUUUGCGCUUAGCAAAAUUAUGGCAAAAGAAUGAACAAGGUACAGCAGUUUAUGGUGAAACACCUUACAGUGAUAUGACCCAUGAAGAAUUCAGAAAGGUUAUGCUACCGUACUUAUGGCCGUUGGAUAAAAAUAAGAAGCAUUUGUUAGAUUUAGCAAAAUAUGACAUCGAUAAUGAUGAAAUACCUGAAUCGUUUGAUUGGCGUGAUCGAGGUGCGGUAACGGAAGUGAAAAAUCAGGGUUUUUGUGGUAGUUGUUGGGCAUUUUCGGUAACAGGGAAUAUCGAAGGUGCCUGGGCAAUUGAAAAGGGUAAAUUGAUAUCUUUAUCAGAGCAAGAAUUAGUCGAUUGUGAUGUUAUUGACCAAGGAUGCAGCGGAGGUCUUCCACUGAAUGCCUACAAGGAAAUAAUGAGAAUGGGUGGAUUAGAAUCAGAAAAAGAUUACCCUUAUGAUGGUCGCGGUGAAAAAUGUCAUUUGGUACGGAAAGAUAUUGUGGUUUACAUUAACGAUUCUCUGCAACUACCAGGUGAUGAGCGUAAAAUUGCAGCGUGGCUUGCUAAGAAAGGUCCCAUCUCGAUUGGUAUGCUUUCAAGGAAUUAA
Molecule: messenger RNA, 1362 nt
Organism: Acanthocheilonema viteae
Lineage: Eukaryota; Metazoa; Nematoda; Chromadorea; Rhabditida; Onchocercidae
Source: the annotation of a GenBank genome assembly